Molecule: messenger RNA, 1961 nt
Organism: Microbotryum saponariae
Lineage: Eukaryota; Fungi; Basidiomycota; Microbotryomycetes; Microbotryales; Microbotryaceae
Source: the annotation of a GenBank genome assembly
AUGCCCGGUAGUCUGUCUCAGACUGGAGCGGUCUUGAUCUUCAUCGCCGUCCUUCUUGGUCAGUCAUCUUCGCGUGGUUUCCAACUCGACUGCACAGCGUUGACUGACCCGAUCCGAGCUGACCCCCACCUUCUCUUCCCCACCCGCCCGCAGCCUACACCUUGCAAACCGAGCUAGCCCAAUACCUGCAACAGACAGCGGGGUACAAGAAGCCCUACUUUCUCUUCUACCUCACGCACAGCGGGUACCUUCUCAUCGCCCCCUUACACCUCGUCUCUCUACGCCUAUUGUCCAUCCCAAUCGAGGCCAACCUGCGAACCUUGGUGGCCAUACUCGAAGUUCAUUUUGCCCCACCCGAACCCAAAACACCAACAACUCCGAUCCCUCUCCCUCCAACUCAUCGACCGAGCUACUCGAGGUCCCUGUCCCGUGCAAGUUUACCCCCCUCUGCCGAUGAAGCGCCGGAUCGACCCGGUCCGGGGCGACGGAGGACGAGCAUGAAGCGAUUGCUCCAUUCGGCGAAACCGAAGGGUUCUUCGGCCGGAUGGAUAGCUCGCUUGAUCUCGACGGUGCUACUCUUGACGUUCUUGAUUGCAUUCCCUGCACUGAGCUGGUAUGCUGCCGUUCCGUUGACGUCGAUGACGGGUCAGUCCCGAGUAAAUAUUUCGAUUCACGAAGCAGGAGGGCCACAGCUAAUGACGCCCCACUCCUUCCGACACCGGCAGACAUCACUGCGAUGUAGGUCUGGACCAAGCAAACUUAUCCUCACAGUCGUAAUGUAGCCGGCGCUCAUCAACCCUCCAUGACGCAACUUUGAACCCUCGCAGCUACAACGUUUUCGCCUUCUGGGCUUACCUGCUCGCAAUCAAGUUUCUCGGGGAGGAACCGUCCAAAUCCAAGCUCAUCAGCGUGCUCGUCGCCGUUUCCGGCGUCAUGGUCAUCGCUUAUGUUCGUCCCGUCCCUCGAGAAGGGAGUACCAUCCUCUUGAACGAAACGGGCAACUGAAGGGUAGACCCCGCUCACAGGGAGACUCCUUCUCAAGCCAGCCGAGCCGCGAUCCCAAAGACGAAGAAAAGGCCAGCUCCCGAUUGUUUGGCAAUCUACUGGCCUUGUUUGGAAGUGUGGCUUAUGCCUCUUAUGAGGUGCGUCUCGAUGUUGGUAAAUUAUUGUCCAAAGCAAGAGUGCUAACUCUGCGAUUUCAUUCCCCAGGUCUGGUACAAGCUUCACGUCGCGUUGCCGGAUCCCGAGGGAGGCGACGAGGAGGCGAUCGAGGAUGAGGAUGAAGCUGAGGAGGAGGGCGAAGCUCUGCUACCUUCGCCCGAGACAACAGGAGACGAAUCGCCUUACCCACCACCCCUACGACGAAUCGCCUCUCACACACUCAGCAUCUCCACCCCCACCACCACACCCCUCUCCAACCCCUCAACCACUUCCUUCCUCCUCUACUCGAAUCUCAUCACCGCUCUAAUCGGUUUCUUCACCUUCAUCCUAUUCUGGAUCCCGAUCCCGAUCUUGCAUUACUACGGCUGGGAAGAGUUCGUCGCACCAUCUCGGGCGACUUGGUUACCCAUUCUCGCGACCGUCAUGUGCGGCGUCAUCUUCAACGCAGGUUUCAUGCUCUUACUGUCACUUUGGGGCCCUGUCAUCGCAGUAAGUCUUUCACCCUUAAAGUCUUCCAAACUUAUUACGCUAAUCGUAAAUGUCACUUUCUGCCACAUCCAAAGUCCGUCGGUAACCUCUGCACCCUCGUUCUUGUCGCUCUCGCAGAUACGUUCGUGCCGACCGCCCCAGGACUGUCCACCGCCAGUCUACUAGGUAGCGGUUUGAUCGUCGCCAGUUUUGCCGGAUUGAUCAUCGGUGCCGCCAAGGCUCCUUCCGAGAAAGUGGUCGAGGAAGGGUGGGAUGAAGAAGGCGAUGACAGGGGUCGUGCGACUAAGCAUGUCGAAGAGGAGACGGUAUGA